UCAGGAAAAAGGACAGAUCACUUUUGAGGACAAAUGGCCAUCAAUGCGUCCUAUAGUUUUAAAGCUAUUAAAGCAAGAGACUGUUACACAAACCGAAUGGCAAGAUCUUUUUGGUGCAGUACAUUCAGUAUGUUUGUGGGAUGAGAGAGGACCGUACAAAUUAAGAGACUCGCUUCAACAAGAUAUUACAAUGUACAUAAAACAAGCCCAAGUUCGCGUUUUAGCUCAACGGGAAGAUCAAGCACUCUUGAAAGCCUAUAUUGCGGAGUGGGGAAAAUUUUUUACCCAAUGCAAUUAUCUGCCUACACCCUUUAGACAGUUAGAAAAUUCUAUUAAUAGUAUAAGUAAAGUCACUAGUUCUAACACAUCCAGUUCACAGAAAAAGAAUAACAAUAACAACAUUGAAGAUAGUUUAGUACGGAAACUAAUGUUGGAUUCAUGGAAUCAAAGUAUCUUUGUGGAUAUCAAGGAGAGAUUACAGGACUCUGCAAUGAAACUUGUACAAGCUGAAAGAAAUGGUGAAUCAUUUGAUUCUCAGCUUGUAAUAGGAGUAAGAGAGUCAUAUGUUAAUUUGUGCUCAAACACCAUAGACAAAUUGCAAAUCUACAGAGAGAAUUUUGAAGCUGCAUAUAUGCAAGCCACAGAAGAAUUUUAUAAAUUGAAAGCAAGUGAACAUUUGCUUGCCAAUGGAGUUCAGUCAUAUAUGAAGUAUGCUGAUCAACGUCUCAAAGAAGAAGAGGCUCGUGCUCACCGAUAUUUGGAGCCAGGAAGUGGUAGUGUAGCUGCAUUAACUCAAUGUUGUGAAAGAGUACUUAUUGGAGAGCAUCUUCCAACACUUUUAGCUGAAAGUGCUACAUUGAUUAAAGCUGGUGAGACAGAAAAGUUGCAACUUAUGUUUCGUUUAUUGGAUAGGGUCCCAGAAGGAGUCGUGCCGAUAUUGAGAGAUUUAGAAGCCCAUAUAGUAUCUGCAGGCUUAGCUGACAUGGUUGCAUCAGCAGAUAUCAUAACAACAGACUCUGAAAAGUAUGUAGAGCGUUUGUUGGAUUUAUUCAGAAAAUUUAGUAUGUUAGUUAAAGAUGCCUUCUUGGAUGAUCCAAGGUUUUUAACUGCCAGGGACAAGGCCUAUAAAUGCGUGGUAAAUGAUACAACUGUUUUUAAACUUGAGUUGCCUUCAUCAACUCUUGCCCGUGGUAGUAAAGGUACAGCUCCUGAAAGCAAGUGCCCUGAACUUCUCGCUAACUAUUGUGAUAUGUUAUUACGAAAAACACCGCUAAGUAAAAGAUUAACUAGUGAACAGAUAGAAAUAAGAUUAAGAGACGUUUUGUUAGUUUUGAAAUAUAUUGAAAAUAAAGAUGUAUUUAUGAGGUAUCAUAAGGUUCAUUUAACAAGAAGAUUGAUAUUAGACUCAAGUGCGGACUCUGAAAAAGAAGAGGAUAUGGUAGAGUGGUUACGUGAAGUAGGUAUGCCUGCAGACUAUGUAAAUAAAUUAGCACGAAUGUUUCAAGAUGUAAAAGUAAGUGAGGAUCUGAAUACACAAUUUAGGGCAGACACAACUCGUCAUGAUGCCAUCAAUAUUAAAAUACUCAAUGCUGGAGCUUGGGCCCGUGGAUCUGAAAGAGUAACAGUAAGUCUGCCACUAGAAUUAGAAGACUAUAUUCCUGAAGUUGAAGAGUUUUAUAAAAAAAAGCAUUCAGGUAGAAAAUUGCAGUGGUAUCAUCACAUGAGCAAUGGCACUAUAACAUUUGCUAAUUCAGUAGGUCGUUUUGACUUGGAUGUUACAACUUUUCAAAUGGCAGUGCUAUUUGCAUGGAAUCAAAGACCUAUGGAAAAAAUAAGUUAUGAAAAUUUGAGAUUAGCAACAGAACUUCCAGACCCUGAACUGAGAAGGACUUUAUGGUCUCUUGUGGCUUUCCCAAAAUUAAAAAGGCAAUUGUUGUGCUAUGAUCCAUUGAUUCAAAAUCCUAAAGACUUUGUCCAGAAUACAAUAUUUUGGGUAAAUCAGGAAUUUGCGCUUAUUAAGAAUGGAAAACCACAACGUAGGGGUAAAAUAAAUUUGAUUGGAAGACUUCAGUUGAGUACAGAGAGAUCUCAAAUAGAAGAUAAUCAUUCCAUUGUGCAGCUAAGAAUAUUGAGGACUCAAGAGGCAAUCAUAAAAAUACUAAAGAUGAGGAAACGCAUUACAAACACAGCACUUCAGAGCGAGCUGGUAGAGAUUCUAAAAAAUAUGUUUCUACCAUCGAAGAAAAUGAUAAAAGAGCAAUUAGAAUGGCUUAUUGAACAUAAAUAUAUGCGUCGCGACGACGAAGAUAUUAACACGUUUAUAUACAUGGCCUAAAGUCAAUAAUGUAAAUGAAUAAAAUCAAUAAAUUAUUUACUCUA
Bombyx mandarina (wild silkworm) is the source of this 2379-nucleotide messenger RNA. It is a transcript of the gene Cul5, whose product is annotated as cullin 5. Gene Ontology annotation, molecular function: ubiquitin protein ligase binding. Gene Ontology annotation, biological process: ubiquitin-dependent protein catabolic process. Gene Ontology annotation, cellular component: cullin-RING ubiquitin ligase complex. Lineage: Eukaryota; Metazoa; Arthropoda; Insecta; Lepidoptera; Bombycidae. The record is from RefSeq and is a predicted model, not a curated record.